This is a messenger RNA of Astyanax mexicanus (Mexican tetra), 4027 nucleotides long. RefSeq names its product GTPase IMAP family member 8. The record is from RefSeq and is a predicted model, not a curated record. Lineage: Eukaryota; Metazoa; Chordata; Actinopteri; Characiformes; Acestrorhamphidae. Gene Ontology annotation, molecular function: GTP binding. Bases 1299 to 3887 code for a protein of 862 amino acids. The transcript is spliced from 5 exons.
CUGGUUCUUGUAAUCAGUCUUCCUUAGUGUCGACUUGUACACAUUUGCCCGCCGUAUUGACGUGACAUCCAAGGCAACACCCACUUUUUUUGUUUUUUGGAGGCUGCGGUCAUUUUUAAAAGUAGCACAAAAAAGCGCACCCCGCCAAGCCUGAAUUUUCACCCGCGACUGGCUUUUCAAACAAGCCCAAUUUGGCGGUAAAACCGCGAACCUGGCAACUCUGGAAACAAGCUUCAAAGGCAAGCGUUCUCACGGUCAUGUGAUUCAGCAAAACAGGAACCUAUACUGCCAACAGCAAACCACAGCGAGAAAUCAAUAAAAAAAAAAACAGAACAGCUUCAAGACUGGGAUGUUUGUGGGUUUCCCCACAUUAACUGCUCCCUUCAGGUCCUUCCACAACAUUUCCAUUGGAUUAAGCUCAGAACUUUGACUUGGCCCCAUUCCAAAACAUUAACUUUAUUCUUAUUGAACCAAUCCAUUAAUGAAGACAAGCCAUCCAAGCCCAGAUGCAGCAAAAAAGGCCCAAACCAUUAUACUACCACCACCGUGUUUCACAGAUGGGAUAAAGAUCUUAUGCUGUAAUGCAGUGCUUUCCUUUUUCAAACACUUUUUAUUUAAACCAAAAAGUUGUAUUUUGGUCUUAUCCUUCUACAAAACAGAUACCCAAUCCUAUCAUUAUAUUCCAUGCUUUUUGAGUGAUCUUUUUUGGUUGACCACUCCUGGAGAGGGUAACAUUAUCUAGAAUUUCAUCCAUUUGUACACAAUCUGUCUGACUGGUGGAUUGGUUUUGUAAUCUUUUGCAGCUUGAUGAGCAUUAGGAACUUUAUUGUUCAUGCUAUGAUACACUUCCACAAACUAACUUUUUCCACAUUACCAAAUUAUAAUGUAAUACUGGAUACAUUUUUCCAGUAAAUAAAUUAUCAAGUAUAUAUUUUUUGUCUCAUUUGUUUAACAGUGUUACAAUUAAGAUAGAACUACCGUACCCAUGCUUCUCCUUUGUGGCCCUCUCUUGUGACUGUCUGUCUACCAAGUGUCCUCUAGUGGUCACCUUUUAACUUAGCUGCACCUGUUAAAAAACACACAUACAAACAUGUUACACAACAUCAGAAAUGCUUCCAUUUAAUCACUAAGCUUUUAUUCAAGUGGACUUAGGAACUUAAGGGUUAACCAGAUUUGCUGACACUUAUGCAAAACUUGUGAAACUUGCUGAUCAACAAGUACAGACAUGAAACUGCUGUAACCCAGUUGUUGUUGAGAGCAGAUUCUUCUGAUCUGCAGUUAAGAUAGAAGAUAAUGCCAUGACUGAAGCACACGGACUCCAGGGUAGCGAGUCUGCUCCAGAAGGAGCACACCAUUUAACAGAAAUGAAGAUAUUACUGCUGGGCAAUAAGGCAUCAGGCAAAAGUGCCUCCAUAAGAACCAUCCUGGGCAGCGAAGAGCCAGACGUAAAGACUGCUCAGUGUGUUAAGAUCCAGGGAGAAUCAGCAGGGGUAGAGGUCACUGUGGUUGAGGCUCCAGGAUGGUGGAGAAACUACACGGUGAAGGACGGUCCCAAUUUAAAUGCUGAGGAAAUCGUACUCAGUGCCUCCUUGUGUUCUCCAGGACCACAUGUCGUGCUUCUGGUCAUACGCUUGGACACUCACUUCACAAAGACCUGCAGAGAGGCUCUGAAGGAACGUCAGGGUUUGUUUCUGAGUGAAAGCAUCUGGAGCCACUCUAUGGUGUUAUUUACAUUCGGAGACUGCCUGAGAGACACGACACUGGAGAAGCACAUCGAGAGCGAAGGGGAAGCUCUCCAGUGGCUUGUGAAGAAAUGUGGGAACAGGUUCCAUGUGUUCAACAACAAGAACCGGAACGACUCCCGGCAGGUCCAGGAACUGUUGGGAAAGAUUGAAGACAUGGUGAAGAUAAACAGUGGGGGUACUUUUGAGGUGGACAGUCAGCUUUUACAGGACUUUGAGAUCAGAAGGAGAAGGGAUGAAAUGAAAGCAAUGGAAAGACUGAUACGGGUCCAGAAGCAGAAACAAGACACUGCAUGUAGAACAGGUGAUCAAACACAACCUGAGCUAAGAAUUGUGCUGGUGGGACACAGGCACUCAGGGAAGAGCUCAGCUGGAAACACUAUCCUGGGCAGUGAAGAGUUUGAGUUGAGAAGAACAUCAAAAUGUGUGAUGAAAGAAGCAAAAGUAGCAGGAAGGCAGGUCACUGUGGUGGAAGCUCCAGGUUGGUGGAACAACUACUGCUUAAACGACUCGUCGAAGCUAACGAAACAAGAACUUCUGCACAGUGUUUCCCUCUGCCCUCCAGGACCUCACGUUCUGCUUCUGGUCCUGCGAGUGGAUGGCUCGUUCACUAAGGAAAGCACAAACCCAGUCAAAGAGCACCUGGAGCUUUUUGGACUGAGGGUCUGGGAUUACACCAUGGUGCUGUUUACCUAUGGAGACUGGCUUGGAGAAACUAGCAUUGAGCAGCAUAUUGAAAGUGAAGGGGAGGCUCUCCAGUGGCUUGUGGAAAAGUGUGGAAACAGAUACCAUCUUCUUAAUAACUACAAUAGAGGUGAUAGCGUUCAGGUCACAGAGCUCUUAGAACAGAUUGAAGGAAUUGUGGCAGAAAAUGAUCCUCAAUAUUACGAGGUCAGCAGCGAGAUAUUAGAAGAAGUGCAGAAGGGACAGAGGACAGUGGAGGAAAAUGCAAAUCUGAGCAUGUUAAAGGUGAUGAAAAACAGAACAGUUCUCAAAUGGCUAAAGGAGCUGAGGAUAGCCAUGCUUGGGAGACUGUACUCUGGGAAGAGUUCUUCUGGUAACACCAUCCUCGGCAGUGAUGUGUUUAGCUUAGAGAGAAGUUCCUAUUGUGUGAGGCACCAAGCCAAAGUAGGAACCAGAGAGAUUGUUCUAGUUGAGGUUCCAACCUGGAGUCCCUGUGUUACUGCUCAGUCUGUCAAAGAGUGUGUAACCCUGUGUGCUCCAGGUCCACACGCUGUGCUCUUCGUAAUCCAGGCAGACACCUCGUUCACAGAGACUGAAAGGAGAUCACUGGAGGUACACAUGAAACUACUUGACGAGAGGGGUUGGAAUUACUCCAUGGUGCUGUUCACGUGUGGAGACUGGCUGGGAGACUGGACUAUAGAAGAGUACAUUAAGAGUGAAGGACAAGCUCUCUGCUGGCUUGUGGAGAAAUGUGGGAAUAGGUACCAUGUCCUAAACAACCAGGACAAGGGUGAUGAUGCUCAGGUCAUGGAACUGCUGGAUAAAAUAGAAGAGAUGGUGGCUGGAAAUGGCGGGCAUUUGGUUGUACAGCCUCCAGAGAUGAGAUCUGAAGAUACUCCCUUCAUGGAACUGCUAGAUAGAACUGAAAAGAAACAGACUCCUGUUAUAGUACUACAGCCUCCACCAACCAAGUUCAAACGGAAACAUCAUGAUGGAGAAGUAUCUGAGUCUUUAAACUUUAGUACAAAUAGAAUGGACACCAGCCAACAUGAUGAGGAUAAUGAGGAAAAGCCCAAAACAGAUCAAGAAAAUGACACUUUGGAUGAAGCCACGCCUACAUUUCCAGACAAGGAUGAAAGCAGGAAAUUCAUUGAUAUGAAUGUCCACAAAGCUCAUAGUAUGCAGCACUUACAACCAACAAUGGGAGGAGAUGAUGAUUUAGAAACCAGUUCAGGCUACAGUUCUGAAGCUUCACAUCCAGGCUCUAUUGAUAGCAACCUUUACGGGUCACUAAUGUCAAUGGCUUCAUCUGUCAGUUCUGGGAUUGGUAGUUUAAGAAUCUUUGGUGCUCAAAGGUCUGAAUCAGUUAAGGACUUUAUGAAGAGACCCAAACCUGAGGAGGACAACACCGGUGAAAUGGUCCAAGACAAGCUGUCCGUCCUGGAGGAAGAUAACAGAUAGAUAACAGAAAAGACAGUUGGAUAUCUUCUGUCUGAGAUGUUGGAGGUGAUCAUUGAAAACAAGAAUUACAACACUUUGUCAGGAUAAGAAGUCUUGUAAACUGAUUACAUAACUUACUGGCUUACUGUAAAAAAAAAUAA